AUGGAUCUUUCAACAGCAAAGAACUCAACAGUAGAACAAAUUUUACACUUUCUUCAAAUUAUUCUUCCACAAGGAACAUUAUUAAGAAUCGAUAACUCAGCAAAUGAUAACAUCAAUCAACUUAUCGACAAGCCGAUAUGUUUAUUUACAAGAAAUAGCUCAUCGCUUCAACCAUUAAUAGAACGUUUAGAUUCAAUCAAUCUGUCAAUCUAUACUAUUGAAGAUGAACUUAGUCUAGUCGAUGAAAAAACACAUUAUAGUAAUAUCGACGAUCUCGUUGGCAAACUUGUUGAACUAAUAGUGCAAAAAUAUCGACAACAAGCAGAAGCACAUACAACUGUAGGAAAAAAUCAACUAGCUGAUAUUGAAAUCAGAAUGAUUCAUCGAAUAGAAUUUGAAGUGGAAAAAUUUCGAGAAUUAUAA
Molecule: messenger RNA, 423 nt
Organism: Rotaria sp. Silwood2
Lineage: Eukaryota; Metazoa; Rotifera; Eurotatoria; Philodinida; Philodinidae
Source: the annotation of a GenBank genome assembly